Molecule: messenger RNA, 1578 nt
Organism: Baudoinia panamericana UAMH 10762
Lineage: Eukaryota; Fungi; Ascomycota; Dothideomycetes; Mycosphaerellales; Teratosphaeriaceae
Exons: 1
Coding region: 224-1360 (378 amino acids)
Source: RefSeq, a predicted model, not a curated record
GUGACUACAUUGCCUCUUGUUUCUCGCAUGAUGCACAAAACGCUAGAAAUGUAGUUGACCUGCGGGGAUGAUCACUACCAAACUACCAAGAUCUCUGAGUCUCAAUCGAAUCGCUAUCUCUUACCUCGUUCCAAGUAACGAUAGUCGCUAACCGGUUUAUCGUAGGCAAACCAAUAUCGAUGUAGAUCAGUCGCUUGUAUUUUGCGGCUUGGUAAUCGCGAGAAUGUCGCCAUUGACACCGAUCAAGAUUCGCGGCAAACGAGGCGCCUCGGAAGCGGAGAAGUGGCACUCAUUUAAGAAGCGAAAAGUCGCGCGGAAUCAUGAUCCUGAGUGCUCCACUCGAGACGGCACUCCGGCUUCCACCGUCUCGACUGCAAGUUGCUCGAAGCCCUCACGGGAGCGGAAAGCGCCCCCACGGGAGCUCUCCAAGCUUGAGCAGCUACCCACAGAGAUACUGCAGGACAUCUUCGAGUAUUCAGGGAAUCUCAACCUGCCGUUCGCGUCCUUAGAGCUCAAACUGCAAUUAUGUAGCAAGCACAUGUACCUUCGGCUCACUACUCGCACUAUGCGCGCAGUGCUUGGCUUUGCUCGAGGUACCGACCGUGCCAGAGCAAAAGAUUCAGACCUUGCGGCCGCCUCACGACUUCUCAACUGUCGGUUCAUGACGUUUGCCUUCUUCCGAGACUGGGUCGAAGCAGAGUGGUGUUUGACAUUCACCCCGACGGAGGAUGACCGCGUUCGGCAUGACUCGCGGCAGUGCAGUACUGUCCCUCGUCUCCAGGCAAUGCUUGCACAGCUUCGACCGUCUGGCGCUCUUCUGCCUCCUAAACGAGCGAUCACUGGGCCGUGGACCUCCGACAAUCUUGGAUAUCUCGAAUCCAUCGUGACGACAUGCUACAUCGGUAAAGAGAGCCCCAGAUAUACUGAAUAUGGCAUGACAGGCCUGCGACGAGCGGUGCAGGAUGCAUCACCCGACGCCCUAAAAGGCCUGUUCAGCAUGGGUUUGGAACCAGACCCGGAGCUAAUCCGUUUCGCUGUCUGUUCUUGUGCAUGUGACCUGGACGUCGUCCGGACGAUCCUUAACGAAAAUCUGCUGGUGGUCAUUCGCAGACCAACAGACAGUCCAAACGCCAUGGAGCCUGUGAUCGAUCCUUUAGAACCUACAUUGUGGGCCUGGGCGGAGCAUGACCGGGCGGCUGGUGGUGCUAAGGGAAAGAAGCUGACUGGCAUGUUGAAAGCGCACGUUAGAGAGCUAAGUCAACUGCAGCUCGAUCGCUCGAGGGGACCUAUAGACCCAAGAGUGUUCGCAACCUCGAGGAAUAGACCACGAAGUCCAUCACAAGGAACCAUUAUCAUCUGACUAAGCGGUCACCCCGCAGGAACCCCUUCCAAUCUCCCUUACUUCAACGUUCACCCGUUCAAUGUCUCACGUUGACACUUCGUGGCGCAACGCGUGUUUCGGCGGCAUUGAAAGAGCGAUAAGCGAGUCUUCGAUUUGCGCGUGCGCAAACCCGUUGCUAUCAAGUGAAAGCGGUGGGGCUCGAACCCAGCUGCGCUUUUCCUUGUCCAGGUUUCGAC